GAUAACAGGUGACAUCGACGCUAUUGAACGAGGGUUAGAGAAAGGACAACUUCGAUCUGUGUUGAAGAACUUGGAACUGUAGAGGGCAGCGUUGCACCUCUCAGUGUACAGACUACCGGAACUUACUGGGUGAAGAAGGCGAACGUCGGACUCCUCUUGAGAAACGUGAAAGUGUUUCAGAGCAUGAAGAGCAUCGAGUCACUAAAAACAAAGCAACAACAAAGAGGGAGGUACUAUUUAAAAGCCCUUAUUUGCUAACAGCUAAAUCACCCUGUUAAAAACAACUUUGUGUAGAUUUGUGUAGACUAGUGUGACGUCACAGCGAGCAGCCCUCUGUCAGGUUAGUUGAACUCUGUGCACUGACUUUUACCCGAGUCAUUACAACGUUUCAUAAGCACUAAUCACCACUAAUACUAAAGCUGAGUGCAGUGAGGGGAGAAGAUGACCUCCAAGAAGACGAUCAACUUUUUCUACGACGUGGUCUCUCCAUAUUCAUGGCUUGCCUUUGAGGUCAUGUGCCGAUACAGAAACGUGUGGGACGUGGAGGUCAAACUGCGCCCUGCUUUCCUGGGUGGCAUCAUGCAGAAAUCAGGCAACAAGCCUCCAGGCCUGGUUCCAAACAAGUUCCUGUACAUGACAAAGGAUCUGCAGCGCUUGGCACAGUAUGUGGAUGUUCCUCUGAGUCCCCCCGAUGACCCCUUCGAGGCCAUGUUCCAAAAAGGCUCGUUGGCUGCGAUGCGAUUUGUGACAGCUGUACAAGAGAGGGAAAAGGAUGGAGACAGACAGGUGGAGCAGGUGUCCCGGGAACUGUGGAGAAGAAUCUGGAGUGAGAACAAAGACAUCACCGAACCUGCAUCACUGUCCGAGGCAGCAAAGAAGGCAGGUCUGUCUGACAGUGAAAUUAAAGAGGUGCUGGAGCUGUGCACCACACAGCACAUCAAAGACAAGCUGAUAAACACAACCCAGGAAGCUCUCGACGUUGGGGCGUUUGGCCUCCCCAUGUUCAUGUAUCGUGUUAAUGGAAAUGCAGAGAUAUUCUUUGGAUCGGACAGAUUUGAGCUCAUGGCUCACUGCAUUGGAGAGAAGUGGCUGGGACCUCAGCCGCACAAAUCAACGUCCAAAAUGUGAAGACUGCCCUCAAAUGUGUGCUCAAUGUAAUGAUAGAUUUGAUUCUUACUAGUGUUUUAAAAUUCAAAUGUGCCUUCUCAAGCUAAGCAGCAGAUUUCCAGUAAACCUGAAUAACAAAUAAUGUUUAAUAAUACGUGCUAAUUAAAAAGGUCUCUAAAUAACACAAA
Molecule: messenger RNA, 1295 nt
Organism: Solea senegalensis (Senegalese sole)
Lineage: Eukaryota; Metazoa; Chordata; Actinopteri; Pleuronectiformes; Soleidae
Gene: gstk1
Product: glutathione S-transferase kappa 1
Exons: 7
Coding region: 442-1128 (228 amino acids)
Biological process (GO): glutathione metabolic process
Cellular component (GO): peroxisome; mitochondrion
Molecular function (GO): glutathione transferase activity; glutathione peroxidase activity
Source: RefSeq, a predicted model, not a curated record